AUGUCAGAAGCGUAAAAAAAGCCAAAGAUCUCUGCGUCUCGCAGGUUGCUUUUAAAGACCAAACUGCUGAAGAAAGCAGGAGCCAUGCUGCUGGCUGAGAAGGAGGAGAAGAGGGUGGAGAGGGAGAACACCCUGAACGAGCGCGUUCCCCCUCUCAAACUGGCGGGGUUAUCCGUACAGGAGCUGCAGGAUCUUUGUAAAGAACUGCACCGAAAAAUUGAUGCCGUAGAUGAACAGCGCUAUGACAUCGCUGCUAAAGUGGCCAAGAAUGACAAAACGAUAGAAGACCUGUCUCAGAAAAUCACUGAACUGAAAGGCAAAAUGAAGAGACCCAACCUGAGGAGGGUGAAGAUCUCUGCAGACGCCAUGCUGGGGGCUCUGCUCGGCUCCAAACACAAGGAGUCCAUCGACUUCAAGGCCAACCUCAAGACUGUCAAGAAGGAGGAGGAGAAGAAGGAAGAGGUGACUGACUGGCGUAAGAAUGUGGAUGCCAUGUCUGGCAUGGAGGGCAGGAAGAAGCUGUUUGAUGCUGCCCAGUGA
Molecule: messenger RNA, 540 nt
Organism: Megalops cyprinoides (Indo-Pacific tarpon)
Lineage: Eukaryota; Metazoa; Chordata; Actinopteri; Elopiformes; Megalopidae
Product: troponin I, slow skeletal muscle-like
Exons: 6
Biological process (GO): muscle contraction
Cellular component (GO): troponin complex
Source: RefSeq, a predicted model, not a curated record